AUGUCGGUUCUCGGCAGAAAUAAUGUUGCAGUGGAUUCUUGGCAGUCAUCACCGCUCGUGGACUUAGAUCAGGAUGGAGGACAUCAAAGAGAGACGGAGAGGAAUUCCUGGAUUGACGAACCAGGGGAUGAUCUUGACGAUGACACCCGUCCGCGGACUUUUGAACCAUUUGAAACUAUGUCUGAUAGCGAUGAACGUGCCCGCACUGAGACACCGCCGCUGCAAGCCUCCCGGGAAGUAACUCUUCCGUUGUCGGAGGGCAGUCGCUCUCCUUCUUGUGAACUCGGAUAUGCAAACGACCGCGUAGUUGUUGCCAGCCCGGCUCUUUCUACUUCGCUUGAGACUCCUGCCAAUCAGACCGGGCUGUUCUACGAUCCACGAUUAUUGCGUCAUACAAACCUCUUCCCUGACGAAGAUGAGGAGUAUUGUGAGGUUCCAGAAAGGGUAGAGAAAGCGUAUGAAGAACUCAAGCGUCGGGGCCUAGCAUCGCGGUGCAUCAGGCUAAGUGGUAUUGCGGCGACCUACGAGCAACUUCGGCUAGUCCAUACAGAGGAACACAUUCAAGAAAUUUCGUCUACCAGAGAUAUGGAAAUGGACCAGCUCAAGCUCAUGUCCAAAGAGCGCUACAAUGAUGUGUAUUUUUCGGAUGCAACGGCUGACGCAGCUAGCUUAUCAUGCGGGGGUGCAAUUGCGGUGGCGGAGGCAGUAUGGUUAGGGCAUGUUGAAAACGCCAUAGCGUUGAUUCGGCCUCCUGGACAUCACGCAGAAGCCACGAAGGCAUUGGGCUUCUGCAUCUACAGCAAUGUUGCGGUCGCCGCCCGUGUUUUGCAGCAGCAACAUGGAGUGCAACGGAUUCUUAUCGUUGAUUGGGACGUCCAUCACGGAAAUGGAACUCAGAGAGCUUUCUGGAACGAUCCCAAUGUCCUGUUCAUAAGCAUACAUAGAUAUGAGGAAGGGGCGUUCUUUCCACAUCUGUCCAUUGCAAGUGCCGACCAUAUCGGCGGUAAACGGGCAAGGGGAAGGAAUAUCAAUGUCCCGUGGCCUUGCGCGGGUCUUAAUGACAUAGAUUAUUUGCAUGCUUUUCAUCGAGUCGUUUUGCCCAUCGCCUAUGAGUUUAAUCCGGAAAUCGUGAUCGUUUCAGCCGGCUUUGAUGCAGCGAUUGGUGACCCUCUCGGUCUGUGUCGAGUUUCUCCGGCGGGAUAUUCUCAGAUGACUCAUUUGCUGAAGGGUCUCGCUGGAGGAAAAUUAGUGGUUUGCUUGGAGGGAGGGUACAACCUGAACGCAGUUUCGUCAUCCGUUGCCGCAGUGACAUCGGUUCUUCUUGGGGACCCCCCGCCCCCAAUAGACAUGACGCUGGGUCCAAGUCCAGCGUGUAUUGAAACUGUACAAACGGUCAUCGAGUGUCAAUCACCGUACUGGAAAUGUCUUGUCCCCACCUUUGUCCGCUCAGAGCCAGGUCCAGAGAAUUUGCAUGAGCUCAUCGUUCCAUUACACGACGUCCUGUCGGGGUACAGGACCUAUAUGCUUUCUCAAACUUUUCACCUUAGACGAAUUGAUGUCGAAGACCGAGAUUUGGCCGAUCGUUUCAUAGGACAGAUUCACGUCAGCAAAAAUGUUGAAUCCCACCGGGGUUUUCUUUUUAUUUUCGUACACUCGAGCUGGGACGAAGUGCGAGGUCGAUUAGAUGCACACAGCAACACCUUGAGGAUCGGCAAGACCUCUGUGCAUGAUGCGUCGACGCGGUACAUACGUGACAUAUGUCGUAAUGGGCACGCUUUGAUUGACAUUGACAUCAAUGCUACGUCGAAUGAGUACGAUACCGCCCAGGUCACCAAAGAAGUAACAAAGUAUGCAUGGGACAACAUUGGACGGCAUACGAACGCAAGCCGUAUAUUACUGAUUGGUGUCGAGAUGGGCGCCCGAGGUCUAGCAAACCUUAUAUCAGUGCGACCGGAACUCCGAAGCAGAACCGAGUGCGUAGUAAUGAUGGUAUCUGAGAAGCUUCCUGCGGUUUACGAGUCGAUACAGGAUUGGUAUUUUAAUGUUUCGCGGGUUUACACAUGGUCCGAUCUGCCGCGCGGUACCUCAAUAAGUACGGUUGCCAAAUACGGUUCUUCCUACUCAGCUGGACACAAACCUCCAAACGCCACGAUAUCCACGCUGAUGAAUCACCUGGAAUUAAGGGUUUUCCGUUUUCUCGCCCGGCGAAUGGGAGAAGCAUACUUGGCACAACUUGCCAAAAAGUCCCAGGCCGUCGCCAUACCGGUGGGACGAUCACCACGGAUGAAUCGCAUCCAUGUUGAGGUAGAGCCCAAAUUAAGGAAUGGCCGCUUGACAUCGCCCGUCAGCGUCACAGGGUCUUCUGAGCACCAUGAUGAUCGUUUCCCGGACAUGUUAGAGUGGCCAGAGUCGGCAAACCUGGAUGCGACUGCAGUGCCUGGCACGUUACCAGACCAUACACAGGACAGAUGGAAUCUACUGCACCCACCAGAAGAGCCGUUGUCUCCCACUGCCCGCAGUUCGCAGGCCACAAUGCUCUUUCGACCGUCACCUGGGGCGGAUGAAGUGUUGUCGGACGAUGUGCAUCAGGAGAGGGAAAUGUCGGUGGACAUUAUAAAUGGCCUCAGUGACUUCCGAGAGCCACCGCCCGCUUCACCUGUUGUUGAGGAGGUAUCAAGGGAAAGGCGAGCACGACGGCCCAAGCGCCGGAUACAAUCUCUCCCACAGGCCGAGGAAUCCGCAGAUGACCUCCAAGAUCCAACACCUAGUUUAGUUAUAGUAGAGGCGCCGCUACCUAUUGAGCGGAGAGUACGACAGCCCAAGCGAAGGAUACAAUCCCUCCCAAACGCCGAGGAAUCUGAAGAUGACCUCCGAGACCCACAACCUAGUUUAGCUAUCGUAGAGGAACCAUCUAGUAAAAGGAGCGUACAACGGCCCAAACGCCCAAUACAUGCCUCCCCAGAGGUCGAGGAAUCUGAAGAUGAACUCAUCCGGCCAGAACCGCCGAUACCACGAAAGCGACAAGCACGGAAAAUUACUCGAGGGGUGGGAAUGUCUAAUGCGGUGAUGGAGCGUUUCUUGAACAUUAGCAGAUGAUUAUCGAUAGAAUUCAAAUCUUUUAUUUUAUUUUUUUUUUUUUUUUUGCAAAAUUGGAGUACGUGUAUUCUUUAUGAGGUUCAAGCGGGCCAAUAAUGAAUGGAA
Spizellomyces punctatus DAOM BR117 is the source of this 3201-nucleotide messenger RNA. RefSeq lists its product as uncharacterized. Gene Ontology annotation, molecular function: histone deacetylase activity. Gene Ontology annotation, biological process: chromatin organization. The transcript has 22 exons. The record is from RefSeq and is a predicted model, not a curated record. The coding region runs from base 1 to 3096 and encodes 1031 amino acids. Gene Ontology annotation, cellular component: histone deacetylase complex. Lineage: Eukaryota; Fungi; Chytridiomycota; Chytridiomycetes; Spizellomycetales; Spizellomycetaceae.